GUUAUCAAACCCCUGCUCACUUCCUGAAUCAGGGCUAGCUUUCUGCUGCUCUGCUGCUGCUGUGUUCUGGUAGUAGCAUGUAGAUGAGAGCAGAAGACUCGAAGCAGAGCUGCUGGAGGUGACUUUACCGAGCAGCAGACACAUAAAGAGGACUUUGGGCGAGAGUUAACAUGGAUUACUGGAGUGCCUUGGAGGUGUAUAAGGAGAUGGUCCUGCUGUACCUGGAGGAGGGCCGGCGGCAGGUCAACUCCCGCUGCGGGGACCUGGAGCCGUGGCAGAUCAUCGGAGCGACGGUCAUCACCACGCUGGGAGCGGUCUGGAUCAAAGGCUUCCUCUUCCAGCAAGAAAGUCUCCUAUCCCGAAUCAAGAAGCUGUCCUUUCGACUCAUCAGAAAAAUACCCUUUGUUGGCGCAACAAUCCAGAGCCAGCUCAACAAAGCUUUGAAUGACAUGUCUGCUAGUCUUUGUACUCUGAAGGAGGGGAUGAGCUACACUAAACAGCUGCCCUCUAAAGGCCUCUCUCAGAACCAAGUGCUGGACAAAAUCAGAGAGUACGAGACUCUGAAUGAGGUGAAGUGGGAGAAAGGAUGUGUUUCGGGUGCAGUGUACUGGGGGGAUGAAUCACUGACCAAUCUCCUGGUGAAGGUAUAUGGAGAUUUUGCAUGGAGCAACCCACUCCACCCAGACAUCUUUCCUGGCGUAAGAAAGAUGGAGGCAGAGGUUGUCAGAAUGGCUUGCACACUUUUCCACGGUGGACCAAACUCCUGUGGCGUAGUUACUUCAGGGGGAACUGAGAGCAUCCUGAUGGCCUGCAAGGCGUACAGAGACAUGGCGUAUGAACGUGGUGUCAAAUACCCUGAAAUUCUUGCCCCUGUGAGCGUCCACGCAGCCUUCGACAAAGCAGCGCAUUACUUUGGGAUGAAGCUCGUUCACAUUCCGCUUGACAAGAAAACCAUGAAAGUAGACGUGAAGGCUAUGAAGAGAGCCAUCAACAAGAACACCGCCAUGCUCGUGUGCUCUGCGCCUCAGUUUCCUCAUGGAAUCAUAGAUCCCAUUGAGGAAGUAGCCAAGCUGGCCGUACGCUACAACCUCCCGCUGCAUGUGGACGCCUGUCUGGGAGGUUUUCUCAUUGUCUUCAUGGCCAAGGCCGGUUACCCACUCGCCCCGUUCGACUUCAGGAUAAAAGGUGUUACCAGCAUCUCUGCUGACACCCACAAGUACGGUUACGCCCCCAAAGGUUCCUCGGUGAUCCUCUACAGUGAUAAAGAGUACCGUCACUACCAGUACUUUGUAGCUCCAGACUGGCAGGGGGGAAUCUACGCCUCGCCCUCCAUUGCCGGCUCCAGGCCCGGAGGAAUCAUCGCCGCCUGCUGGGCGACCAUGAUGCACAUGGGAGAGAACGGAUACAUAGACGCCACCAAGAAGAUCGUCAGCACGGCACGCAAAAUCAAAACUGAAAUCCGCAAGAUAAAAGGUGUGUUUGUGUUCGGAGACCCAGAGGUGUCCGUGGUGGCAAUAGGCUCAGAUGUUUUCGAUAUUUUCCGUCUGUCUAAUGCACUGACGACAAAGGGCUGGAAUCUGAACACACUGCAGUACCCAUCCAGCAUCCACAUUUGUUGCACAGUCCUGCACACAAAGUCGGGUGUCGCUGAUCAGUUUGUCCGUGACGUCAAAGAGCAGGUCGCCAUCAUCAUGAAGAACCCCAAAGAGAAAACCACAGGAAUGGGAGCGAUCUACGGCAUGGCCCAGUCUAUCCCAGACAGAUCCAUGGUGACGGAGAUCUCCCAAGGCUUCCUGGACUGUCUCUACAGCACUGAGGUGCCCAAGUCAAACACCAGCCACAUGAACGGCAACGGCAAAGCGCACUGAAGCAGGACUGGGCCCUCGUGGUCCGACCCCACCGCACGCAGGGAAACCCGCUCGCCUCCUCCCAGAGCUGCUCUGAGCUCAUCACUCAACGGUUGCCUUAUCUUGCAUACCUACACCGUACGGGAAAACAUCUGCAAAGAUCUUUUGAAGCACAAGCCAUCGUCAUUUUAAUCAGCCCAGAGGGAAGUGGCUCACAGAAGAAAUGACUGUUUCUAAACGAGUUAGUCUUUUUAUUUGAUUUUAAUAAUGUAGUGGAAGUGUGUGUUAUUUUAUUCGUUUUAAAAGUUCAUUUCAAUUUUAGCUUUUGUUACAUGCAAAUGUCUGUCAUAAUCUCUACUGAUUUACAUAACAAAACCAUUCCUUUUUUUCCCUUUUUUUUUUUUAUUACUGCCGGAACAUUUCAGCUUGUCGCCAUCACCCUUCACUAUCUGUGAUGA
Molecule: messenger RNA, 2305 nt
Organism: Sebastes umbrosus (honeycomb rockfish)
Lineage: Eukaryota; Metazoa; Chordata; Actinopteri; Perciformes; Sebastidae
Gene: sgpl1
Product: sphingosine-1-phosphate lyase 1
Exons: 14
Coding region: 171-1868 (565 amino acids)
Biological process (GO): carboxylic acid metabolic process; sphingolipid catabolic process
Cellular component (GO): endoplasmic reticulum
Molecular function (GO): sphinganine-1-phosphate aldolase activity; pyridoxal phosphate binding
Source: RefSeq, a predicted model, not a curated record